GAACCCUGAAUCGUCGAGCUAGGUCGUCUCCGUCAUUAUUCUCUCUCCCCCUCCCAAACGUCGCCGUUUUCGUCGUCGUACGCGUUUUCCGGUGUCUGUUUGGUUUUGUUUCAUGGAGAGAGAAGAGAGAAACGCGGAGGAGUCGUCGUCGUCGACUGUGAUCAUAGAAGCAUCUGAAUAACCACAAGGUUUAAUUUCUCUUGUGCAGCUGAUUGAUUAGUUUAAACAAUCAAAAACAAAAACAAAGCGAAAAAAUGUCGUCGUCAAAUUCUCCGUGCGCAGCCUGCAAGUUUCUCAGGCGGAAAUGCACCCAGGAGUGCGUGUUCGCGCCGUACUUCCCGCCGGACCAGCCCCAGAAAUUCGCCAACGUUCACAAAGUGUUUGGCGCCAGCAAUGUGGCCAAGAUUCUUAACGAGUUGAGCGCCACGCAGCGCGAGGACGCGGUGAACUCCUUGGCCUACGAGGCCGAGGCUCGUCUCCGCGACCCCGUCUACGGCUGCGUGGGGCUCAUUUCUAUUCUUCAGCAGAGGCUGAAGCAAGUCCAGCUUGAUCUCUACAAUGCCAGGAAGGAGCUGGCUACUUACAUGGGCCCGCAGGCCAUGCUCUCCAUUCUUCAGCCGGCUUCUUACAUGGGCCCGCAGCAGAUUCAGGGAGGCAACGCAGGGACUUCCUCGGCGGUUGUGCCGUACAACAUGUCUCCGAUGAUGGGUAUUUCGACGGGUGGUGGUUCUUCCGGUCAGUUAAUGGUGAGAGAGCAGCAACAGCAGCAGCAGAUGUUUGAGGCUCAGCAACUGUUGGCAGCGAGAGAGCAGCAGGAGAUGUUGAGAAGCUUUGAGCAGAACAAACAGAGCCAAGAAGGUCAUCAUCAGCUGAGGUUUAACAGUGGGUUUGACUCGGUCACUGGAACUGGGUUGGCUCAGAUGAGUCCUACUUCACCAGCAGCGGCUAAUAAUGCAAACAUCCCACCUGCUUUGGCUCUGGGGUUUGAUCACAGCCCUUAUCAGAUUCAGCAACAGCAACAAGAGCAUCACCACCACCAUCUCCAGCUACAGGCUUUGCUUCAGUCCCAGCAACAACAAUCUCAGCAACCGCAGCAGCAACAACCACCGCAGCUGCUGCCGCAUAAGGUGGAAGGCGAGGAGGGCAGAAGUAGGAGUGUGGGCCCGUCUUGCUAACGUCCACCUCCAUUUUUUGCCCUUCCUCGCUUUUUCAUUAAACAAAGCUUCAUUCUGGUUUAUACGUAACUUCCCCCCUGCAUACAACUGGACACAGUGAGAGCUAGAGACUUACAGAGGAGAGUUGGAGAGAUUCAAAUCUAAGGGUCCGAUAUCUGCAUCAAUUUUGAGUUUCUAAAGAGAAUUAACUUGUGAUUGGAGAGAGUCAUUUCGAAGUUUAGGAUCGAUCUGCAUUGAUCUUCGAGUACAGUCUUGAUUUUAUCUUCUGGGAUUAGUAGCAUUCAUAACUUGAUCAUCCUUUUUUGCAAAACAUGUAAAUCUGAACUAGCUACUUCGAUCUCAUGCUUCUUUUCAUCUCACUCCACUGCUAUCUAGUAAUUAGCAUCAGUAGUUUUUACU
Molecule: messenger RNA, 1574 nt
Organism: Fragaria vesca subsp. vesca
Lineage: Eukaryota; Viridiplantae; Streptophyta; Magnoliopsida; Rosales; Rosaceae
Product: LOB domain-containing protein 36-like
Exons: 3
Coding region: 255-1175 (306 amino acids)
Source: RefSeq, a predicted model, not a curated record